Grammomys surdaster is the source of this 537-nucleotide messenger RNA. It is a transcript of the gene Lypd2, whose product is annotated as LY6/PLAUR domain containing 2. The transcript has 3 exons. The coding region runs from base 80 to 463 and encodes 127 amino acids. Gene Ontology annotation, molecular function: acetylcholine receptor inhibitor activity. NCBI's taxonomy places the organism in Eukaryota, Metazoa, Chordata, Mammalia, Rodentia, Muridae. The record is from RefSeq and is a predicted model, not a curated record.
AGCCAACCGGUCAGACCACCGCUGUAGGCUUUUCGGCAUCAGCAUCCCCACUGGGCAGGCCUGAGCGAACACCUCGACCAUGCAGGGUACCUGGAUGGUGCUGUUGGCACUGACAUUGGGCACCUUCGGGGAGCUUGCUAUGGCCUUACAGUGCUACACCUGUCGGGAUCCUGUGAGUGUGUCCAACUGUGUCACCAUUACCUCCUGCCACGUCAAUGAAACCAUGUGCAAGACCACACUCUACUCCCUGGAGAUUGUGUUUCCUUUCCUGGGGGACUCCACGGUGACCAAGUCCUGUGCCAGCAAGUGUGAGCCUUCUGACGUGGAUGGCAUUGGGCUAACCCGGCCAGUGUCCUGCUGCAAUUCUGACUUAUGCAACGUGGAUGGGGCACCCAGUCUGGGCAGUCCUGGUGGUCUGGUCCUUGCCCUGGCAUUUAUCUUUCUCAUGGGUGUCCUGCUGUAAAGCCAUGGCUCUGCCCCCUUGUCCCUGACAGCCCAGUUCCAUAAUGCCUUGAAGAAGUACAACAGCCACCUGCA